Molecule: messenger RNA, 810 nt
Organism: Penicillium odoratum
Lineage: Eukaryota; Fungi; Ascomycota; Eurotiomycetes; Eurotiales; Aspergillaceae
Exons: 2
Coding region: 1-810 (269 amino acids)
Biological process (GO): mitotic sister chromatid segregation
Cellular component (GO): kinetochore; MIS12/MIND type complex
Source: RefSeq, a predicted model, not a curated record
AUGGCCGCACACCAGCGAAAGAUCGAGCUGCAAUCACCAGCAGACUUGACUUAUCUCUAUGCCAACACAAUGGCGCUCUCGCGCAAGAAACUCGACCUAUAUUUUCCCCCUUCCGCAACAAACGAUGAGACACCCGAUCCGAUGCGCGAACGCGUAAGAGAAUUGGUGGACGAGUACAUAAACCGUACAUUCAUAACAGCCUCUGCUUCGAUUAGCAUCAAUGGAAUCGAUUCUUCCCAUCCGCAGUUCCCCUUUCCGGCAUCGUUUACUGCACCCGAGACGGUCGAAUAUGAACCUUACGACACUGAGCUAGCAUCGCGCGUGACAGCCCUCUACGCACAACUUGAGUCACUCACCACGACGGUUGCGCAGCAGAGGCGGGAUGCGCCACGACAAGCGGCAAAGGAGUAUGCGGCGCAUUUAAUGCAGGUACUCAAGGAGGAGGACGAAGACGAUCUUGACGAACCACAGACCGAGGACAGUGAAACGAAAGAUGGAGCGAUGGACGUUGACGCAGGAGAUGCUUCAUCAAAACAAAUUGGAGUGUCACAGUCACAAGCUCGGCGCCAUCGCCAUCGUCCGGAUCCUGCGUGGGACUUACAGAUUCCGCUUGGCACGGAUGCAGAGGCGGAGCGCUGGCGGAGUGGGGAUAUGGCAGAGGUGUAUGAACAUGCAUUGCGGACGUUACAACGGUUACAGGGUGAGGCUGAUGCGGAUGGUGAGGAUGGUUCUGAGGGCAAUGCAUUGGCUACGACGGUGGGCAAGGCCGAACGGGCCGGGCGGGCUGCAGAUGUCGUGGACAGUAUGUAA